Molecule: messenger RNA, 2338 nt
Organism: Vitrella brassicaformis
Lineage: Eukaryota; Vitrellaceae
Source: the annotation of a GenBank genome assembly
AUGACGGCGACUUCUGCUGUGCCCAAGGAGCUGUGGCCGACAUUGUUCGAGAAGGUAAGGCAUAUGAAAAGGCACAACAAGAGCAUUUGCAAAAGCACGCUUUGUCCGCAUGCCUUUCUUUUUGAAAUACAGGCAUAUGCAAAGGUCCGCGCCCUUUCCACUCACACAGGACACGUGUGCAUUGCUCUGAUGUCCAUCGUUGUGUAGACGAUGGGCGGCUAUGCGUCGAUCGACGGGAGCUUCGCGCCUGACAACCUUUAUCUCCUCUCGGGGUGGAUUGCUGAGUGCAUCGACUUUGACAAGCUGCAGAAGAACAUGAGAAGAAGCAUUGACCAACUCUGGAGCGACAUCCUUCAGCUUCUCCGUGACCGCAAAGCUGUCGCAUGUCUGGCCACCCCAGCCUCUUCAGAUCGGCAGGUAGAAAGCGCCAUUGGGAACACAGGUGAGGCUUCUACCAGCCCUUGAUUACUACCUGUAUUUCAACAUGAAAUAUUCGUGUAUCUUGCGCUCAGGACUCCUCUCACAGCACGCGUACUCCGUGCUCGAAGCAGCUGAAGUCGACGGCAACAAGCUCAUGUUCAUCCGCAAUCCACAUCGACAAACUCGCUGGAAGGGCAAAUUCUCGCCAUCCGAUAGACUCUCUUGGACCCACAGAAUGAAGGACGAGCUACAAUACGACCCGCAGAAGGUGGUGGAGCCACAUCGGCAUCCAGCAAAUUGCAAGCCGACCUCUACGGAGGCACAUGUGUCGACCUCUGUGCGUGUGUGUGUGUGUGUGUGCAGCAUCAGAACGACGAUGGAUGUUUUUGGAUGGAAUGGAAGGACAUAUCAACGCACUUCGAUGGGAUUUCUUUGGCGUAUGACCCCUCAAUCUUCCCGCAUCGAGUCGAUGUUCACUCAUGGUGCCCAUAGAGCUUAUGAUUCUGGAUGGUAGAUUAUCCGUUGUCCGUCAAAUUGUGUAUGCAGCUUCGAUCCUACAGGCCAAGCCGCAUUCGUCAGCAGUGCUCGCAGAGUGUCCGCCUUCAGUCCGCAAUUCGUUCUGGAGCUGAAGCCGACAAAAGACGAUCUGUGUCUCUCUGAGGUGGAGGUGUGGGUGCAGCUGCAUCGGCAUAUCAGCGCUGCGGAUCACGUCAAAGAGGAGAAGGAAAAGAAGAUCAGUAUCACAACUCACGUCUUCGAGGGGGGUGAUCGAGUGCAAUUAAUUGAUGGCGAACGAUGGUCGAAGCUGAGUAUGGCAACGUACAUGAUGAUCAAGCUGGACAAGUUCCGUUUGCCCUGGAGGAAGAGGGACGAUCCGGUAGAGAGAGAGCUUUCAGACUACAACCUCAAGUAUACCAUCGUGGUCGGGCAAUACAAACGCAAGGUGAGGACAGCAAGACAAAAAACCGACCAUGCUUUCAUCCACGGAUAUGUGUAUUCAAACCCAGGAGGCCUUCAACUUCACGUUCAGUGUCUUUUCGACAGUGAAGGCCACGUUGCAUGAGCUGCCCCCGGUGAUACCUCAAGGGUGGAUCUCGCAAUAUCAUGACGGAGAAUGGACCAAAGAGAACGCAGGCGGGUGCAGAAACCAUCCCACAUUCGACAAGAAUCCUCAGUACUCUGUGAUCACGCCCGAGGACGUGAAGGCGGUCGUUCUGCUGGAAUCUCAGCAUGUGGGCCAAAAAAAGCGCACACGUUGAAAACACAGAUGAGCGAAGUCUCUGCUGCUCUCGACAGCCUCACGGCGUCGCAGUUGUACAAGACGUAUUCAGAAAAAUCGCUUACACACUGAGUUUUUACCUGCAAACCGACACCACCUUUAAGGUGAGCAAAAGCAUCCAAUGGCGUCAGAAGGAAUGGUGCAGCUAUGAUUGUGUCUCACAGGCCGGCGAGAAUCGCUUGACUGUGACAACCUAUGAGCCGCAGCAGUUGGGCAAGUACCGGCUGAGCAUUCACACCCCUCCGCUGUCCGGCAGCCCUGUCUAUCCCGUUGUCAAGCGCGUGAAGUAAGGAAUUCAUCUCUGUGUAAUGUCUGUGUAAUGUUUGUAACCAGAGGAGAUCGCUGUGUGAGUAGGUGGCUGUAUGUGGCUUCGGAUUUUUUCUUUGGCUGUGCGUAGCGUUGUCAGCCGUCAUGUCCAGAGAUAGGGGAGACUGCGAGAGAAGUACACCCGACUUUGCGCAGCUAUUUUCGGUGACUGACUGUCUGUGUCAACGAGUCGAUGUAGGUAUGUAAGGCUGUGCGAGACAUGCAUGGAAACAUUGGAUUUGUGCGCCUGAGCCAUAUCCACACGGUUGACUCCCUCACACACCCCCACAGACAAAGGACUUGAGACACAAAGAUACUACAUAUCAAACACAC